AUGGCAUCCCAAAGCGUGCUGCUUCAGUUCAAUCUGAAGCCAGAGGACUCGGAGGUUAGCUCCAGAUGUGAGGAGCUGAUGGCCAUAUUUGGUCUGAGCGCAGAGGAUCUGUUUGUCCAAUGGGAGACCUACGUGAUGAACGCGAGUGCAGCUGAUGAUCCGCUGCAGUUGAACGUUGAGAAUCUCGGGAAACUGCAGCAACAUCUCCAGAAAAAGCUUGUGAAAAGUCAGCAGAAGACGCCGCUCUCUGCAGUCAAGCGUCCGAUGAUGAGAACGCCAAACAUGAACUUAGUACCAUCAACCCCGUCCGUCAAGAGGCGCAGGAAGGAUACACCACAGAGUGCCGAUGCCAGUUUUGCUGGCCUGGACUCGUCGCCGCUGCGUUCCUCUCCAACAAAAUCUGCGGUCUCGGGCGAAAUCAUCGAGACGUUGAACGGCCAUUUGGACGUUCUUCCUGGAAGCGGGAUUAGGCCGAAGCUGCUGGCCAACUUCAAUCCUCAGAAAUACAAGUUCCGCACCAUGAAUCAGAAACUGCUGGAAGUGGCGGACUACCUUGACGAGCAAAUUGACAGCAUGGCCAAAGCUGUGCUUGAACACUACAAAUUUGACAGCGAGGAGUUUGGCAACCCGAAUAUCCAGUCCCAAACUGAGAUCCUCACUGUGGGGCGAAUCGUGCCAGACUCGCCAUUGACGGCCUCAGACGCCGAUCUGAACGCCAAUUCGCUGUUUCUGGAAACGUCGCGACUGGGCGGAAUAGGCCAGAGAAUUAAGCUCGAUCUUUCCUCGCUGCAUGACUACUCUUUUUUUCCUGGCCAGAUUGUUUGCUUUCGCGGCCAAAAUCUCACAGGAGAGUUCUUCAAAGUCACUGAAACGCACCAGAUACCAUUUCUGGGAUCACCUGUCUCGUCCGCCGAGGAGCUGCAGUCGUAUGAGUACGGUGCAGGAAAUAUGAAGGUGAUUUUCACUGCGGGACCUUACACGCCCCAGAGAGAGCUUAAGUACAGCUAUCUGGCGGAGUUCGUGGACAGAAUGAACAACGAGGUGCGUCCAGACACAGUGGUGAUGUUUGGGCCCUUUGUGGAUGUGAAUCACGUCCAAGUAGCAGACGGAACGCUUCACUUCGACGAGCUCGAAAAACAGCCGGCAACGCUAGAUGAUGUGUUUCGUACCGUGGUGGCACCGAUCCUACGGAGACUCGAAUGCUUGGUGAUUCUGGUGCCCUCCACGAAAGAUGCCACAACCAAGCACGCAGCGUAUCCGCAGGACUCGUUCGACAGAAAAAACCUGGGCUUGCCCAAAAACGUCAAGUGUUUCCCGAAUCCAGCCACUUUUCAACUCAACGAAUUUCUCAUCGGCUGCUCCAACAACGACAUCUUCAAAGACCUCAAGGACGUGGCUGCGGGCGCCCCAUUGAAGGAGUCGCGCUUCGACAGAAUCUCUGGUCACGUGAUCGAGCAGCGGCGGUACUACCCGGUGUUUCCUGGCGGACUGAAACAAAAACGGAGUCUCAAGGAGGACGAGCAGGCUGUGCAUAUUAGCGGCGCGGACCUGCACGUCAGCUAUAUGGGACUAGCUGAAUUUAACACGUCUUUGCCAGAUAUACUCGUGAUUCCUUCGGAGCUCAAGGCAUUCAGCAAGAUUGUGCAGAACGUGCUAGUAGUCAACCCUGGCACAUUUAUGCGCCAGAAUGCAGCAGGCUCAUAUUGCGAGGUAAAUCUCAAGGCGCCAAAGCUUGAUGAGCUCGAAAAAGCGGGCGACUUAUAUCUCCACACCGUGUGGAAAAGAGCACGGGUGGAUGUCAGACGAACAUGA
This is a messenger RNA of Ogataea haglerorum, 1812 nucleotides long. RefSeq lists its product as uncharacterized. Bases 1 to 1812 code for a protein of 603 amino acids. The record is from RefSeq and is a predicted model, not a curated record. The transcript has a single exon. Gene Ontology annotation, molecular function: DNA binding. Lineage: Eukaryota; Fungi; Ascomycota; Pichiomycetes; Pichiales; Pichiaceae. Gene Ontology annotation, biological process: DNA replication initiation; DNA replication. Gene Ontology annotation, cellular component: alpha DNA polymerase:primase complex.